Messenger RNA from Budorcas taxicolor (takin), 939 nucleotides. RefSeq names its product olfactory receptor 2T27-like. Bases 1 to 939 code for a protein of 312 amino acids. Gene Ontology annotation, cellular component: membrane. The transcript has a single exon. Gene Ontology annotation, biological process: G protein-coupled receptor signaling pathway. Gene Ontology annotation, molecular function: G protein-coupled receptor activity; olfactory receptor activity. NCBI's taxonomy places the organism in Eukaryota, Metazoa, Chordata, Mammalia, Artiodactyla, Bovidae. The record is from RefSeq and is a predicted model, not a curated record.
AUGGAGAUAUGGAACAACAGGACCACUGGAAAUGACUUUGUUCUCCUGGGGCUAUUUCACUGCAUCUUUGUCCCCAAGCUACUUUUUACUUUCAUCUUUCUAGUUUUUCUUGUGGCCCUUAUUGUCAACAUUAUGAUGGUGAUACUAAUUUGGUUGAACUCUAAUCUCCAUACUCCUAUGUACUUUCUUCUCAGUCAACUUUCCUUGAUGGACCUCUUGUAUAUCUCUACUUUUGUUCCCAAGAUAGCCAUUGACUUUUUGUCUGGACGAAACAACAUUUCCUAUACUAACUGUGGAAUCCAGCUCUUCCUCUUCAUGACUCUGGUGGGAGCAGAGUGCCUUCUCCUGGCAGUCAUGGCUUACGAUCGCUAUGUGGCUAUAUGCCAUCCCCUUCACUACUCCAUUCUCAUGCGCCCUACAGUUUGCAUUUUCAUGGUGGCUGGCACUUGGCUGGGUGCACUUAUCAAUGCCUUCAUCCAUGUUGUCUAUGUUCUGAAUCUUCCUUUUUGUGGCUCCAGAGAAAUCCAUCAUUUCUUUUGUGAGAUCCCAGCUCUCCUGAAACUUGUUUGUGCUGACACUUCUCUUUAUGAAAAUGGUCUUUUUAUCAGUGGUGUUAUAUUUCUCCUCUUUCCAAUAUCUGCCAUCAUGGCCUCAUAUGGGCAGAUUCUCUCCACUGUUUUAAGAUUAGAAUUAAACAUGGGGAUGAGGAAGGCUUUGUCAACUUGUUCUUCCCAUAUGAUUGUGGUGAUUCUCUUCUAUGGAACUGCCAUCAUCAAAUAUUUUCUCCCCAAAUCCUAUCACACUGCUGAUCAGGACAAAGUGGUCUCUAUCUUCUACACCAUCCUCACUCCUAUGCUCAAUCCCCUCAUCUACAGCCUGAGAAACAAAGAGAUGUCUGGAGCCCUCAGGAAAGUAUUGAGAAGAAAAAUAACCAAAUAA